AUGAAUUCCGAGUUUACGCCAGAUGAAAUCAACUGCUUUGCUCUUCAAUCGGAGGCAGCUCGAAGUUUUAUGAGAACUUGUGUACCAAAAGCUGCUUUUUUGCCAGCUUAUGAGCAUAAGGACGUGAUAACACAUGUAGAAUUGAGUUUGGAUGGACUAAUAUUAUGUGUGGUGUCAGUGGACAAAGUGAUAACUUUAUGGAGGCGAGUUGACGGGUUUGGAAAGUGGACGAAGUAUCAGAAGUUUAAAGUGCGUUUACGUUUCCUUUUUGAUUGUAAAACAACUAUUUUUAGCUGUUGUAACUUAGUAACUUGUUUUAGGGACACAGUGGAGCAAUUUGGCGUGUCAGAUUUGCUCACCCAAGCUUUGGCAAUCUUCUGGCGACCUGUUCUAUUGAUGCCAAUAUCUUCUUGUUCCUUGAGAGCCGUAAGUUAAUAUUUCUUUCUUUUUUUUGAUGUUUAGGUUGAGAUUCUUUCUUGUAUAAGCAAGAAUACAUGUUUUUCUUUGUAGCCAUAACAAAAUCCGGUCGAAAAGCGUUCUGGCAACAUCAAACGACGUUGAAAUAUUACACAUCAGCUAUAUUGGACAUACGGUUUGCUCCUUUCUUUCAUGGUUUAAUGUUGGUGAGUGUUUAGACUUUGUGUUUUUAGGUAAUGGAGAGUUAUUUCUAACUAUUUACUAAUAUUUUAGCCAAUAUAUUUGCCUUUAUCUUUAUAAACUUUUAUUUUAAAGUUAAUGUCCCACAUAAAUACCUAAAAUAUUCGUUUUUACUCAAUCAACCUCUAAAAACAAUCACAAAGCUAAAUUUUAGGCAGCAUGCACAGCUCAUGGUCAUGUUAUCGUCUACGAAGCUCAUGAUCCACUUAAUAUUAACUACUUUAACCUUAUCUAUGAUAUUAAACUUGGUACUCGCUUAUCAACAAUUGACUGGAAUCCCGGUCGAUAUAAUGAGAUUCCAAUACUGGUUGUUGGUUCAAAUUCUCCUGAGGUGCCUAACGAUAAAAGAUUGACUGUUUUGGAGAUUUCUACUAAUGCGUAAGUUAGAUACAGUUUUGGGUGUCAAAGGUUAUAUUACACUUGAGGGUUUUGUGAUUUUUUGGGAGUAUUUGUUGUUUUUGAACCUUGAAACCGAUACGAUAUUAGUUUUUAAGCUGAUUAAGGUGUUUUAAAGGCAUUUUUACUAAAAUUGGGAUAUUACACUAGAUACCUUUUUUUUUUGGAUUUUGAUGAAUUUCUUAGCUUUUUUGGUCGUUUUACAACAUUUAUUGAUUUAGAAUAGAUAACUAGAGGUAUUUAGAGUAAAUUAGAGUAUAUUUUAUUCUGUGAAGUAAAUUAAAAAUGUCAUUUUCACCCAUAUUUAGGCCUACAAUCCGAGAAAAUAUUCAAUUCGAGCCAAUACUUCCGAACGAAAAAGUGCAAUGUGUCAAGUUUGCUCCUCAAAUUGCAGCAACUUAUACGAAGAUGGCUGUAGCAACAAAGAGGAGGAUAUUGAUCUACGGGUUCUUUUUUGAAAAAUCAGGAAAAACCGAGAAAGGACAGGCUAUGACAAGGCCGCCGAGGCUUUUGGGCGAAAUUUGUGAUGACAUCAGCUCGGAAGUCAUGACAUUACAGUGGAAUUCGGGUGGAGCUGCAUUGUCAGUUAUGCACGAUGAUGGCACUAUCAGGAUUUAUAAACGUAGGUUUACAUUUAGGCUUAGAAAAUACAUUUUAGACUUAAAAAAUGAAUUAUAGGCUUAUAAAAUGAUUUUUAGGCUUAAAAAUGAAUUUAAGCUUAAAGCUGAGUUUUAGGCUUAAAAAAUGAAGUUUAGGCUUACAAAAUUAAAAGUUUUUAGUUUUUUACUUUUAAAAUAUAUCUUUUGGUCAUUUUUUUAUCAUUUUCAGAAACUUUUGGGUCAGCUUUUGUGAAGAUCGUGACAAUCAACCCACCCAGCCAUCUUCUCCAAGACAAGGGUGAUACUGGUAUGCCUCCGAAUCACGUCGCCAGACAUAACAGCUAA
Messenger RNA from Bursaphelenchus okinawaensis, 1997 nucleotides. The record is from the annotation of a GenBank genome assembly. Lineage: Eukaryota; Metazoa; Nematoda; Chromadorea; Rhabditida; Aphelenchoididae.